Molecule: messenger RNA, 448 nt
Organism: Merops nubicus (carmine bee-eater)
Lineage: Eukaryota; Metazoa; Chordata; Aves; Coraciiformes; Meropidae
Gene: RPL30
Product: ribosomal protein L30
Exons: 3
Cellular component (GO): cytosolic large ribosomal subunit
Molecular function (GO): structural constituent of ribosome; RNA binding
Source: RefSeq, a predicted model, not a curated record
AAAAAGUCCCUAGAGUCCAUAAACUCGAGGCUUCAGCUGGUUAUGAAAAGUGGUAAAUAUGUGCUAGGAUACAAACAGACUUUGAAAAUGAUUCGUCAGGGCAAAGCCAAGUUGGUCAUCCUAGCCAACAACUGUCCUGCUUUGAGGAAGUCGGAGAUCGAGUACUACGCCAUGCUGGCCAAGACCGGUGUCCACCACUACAGCGGCAACAACAUCGAGCUGGGCACGGCCUGCGGGAAGUACUACAGGGUCUGCACACUGGCCAUCAUUGACCCAGGUGACUCUGACAUCAUCAGAAGCAUGCCAGAACAAACCAGUGAGAAGUAAAUACUGCUGUAAAGAUGUCAUUUCUACAAUAAAACUGGUUACAGAUCUGUGUUAAGAAAAAAUUGUAUUAUACUUUUGCUGGUUUUAGGGAACAAAUUAUAUAAAUGAAGAUUCAUUACCA